This is a messenger RNA of Megalobrama amblycephala (Wuchang bream), 5014 nucleotides long. Its product is annotated as UDP-glucuronosyltransferase 2C1-like. The transcript has 8 exons. Gene Ontology annotation, molecular function: UDP-glycosyltransferase activity. Lineage: Eukaryota; Metazoa; Chordata; Actinopteri; Cypriniformes; Xenocyprididae. The coding region runs from base 2396 to 4744 and encodes 782 amino acids. The record is from RefSeq and is a predicted model, not a curated record.
ACUUUCAGCAGGUAGCGUUUCUGGAAAUGGGUUAAACAAUUUUUAGACCUGACUAAAUGAAAGUUAAGACCUCGGAUGAAAAUCUGGCCGUUUUUAAGACUUUUUAAGGCCUUAAAUUUAAAGUUCAGAAUUUUAGACUUUUUAAGACCCCGCGGGAACCCUGAAGGACAAUAACACACUAUGUGCAUAGCAUUUACAAUUUUACAAGGAAAAAUCUAGUCAGGGUAGUGCAAUAUUGAAUUUCUGACACAAAUGAAAAUGAGGUUGUGAGGGAUAGAAGUAUGUGUUCAGUGGAUUGUACUGUUGUUUAAAGUGCCCCUAUUAUGCCUUUUUUAAGGUUCCUAAUAUUGUUUUGGGAAUCUCCUACAACAGGUUCACAUGCAUGCAAGGUUAAAAAACACUUUCGUUUUCUCAUAAUAUACAUUUCAUUUCACCUCAAUGAAUUUCACCAAGUAAAUGAUUUGUUAGAAGCAGUUCAAAAUAUCAGUCUCUCUAAACCCCUCCUUUCCACGAACCUACACUGAUCUGAUUGGUCAGAUGGCCCAGUCCUUUGUGAUUGGUCUGCUGCACGCACUACGUGCCCAUUGCCAUAACUGAAUGACAGUUAUCAUUUCGCAAGACAUUGUAUACAAUGUAUGUAUGGACAGAAACGAUAGCACCGAUUUUACCAUUUCAAUUCGAGCCCGACGAUGAAAUGUCUGAAGUAGUCGAUCAACUAGAAACUGAUUCGCAGUCACGACUGGAGUAGGACGGUUCUAUAGGUAAGUCUCACCUUAGUUUGCUUUAUAAGACGUGAUAGCAGCGUCACUGUUAUACUUUAUGUAGAUGCACCUGUGGGAACUGGAUCAGAAUGCCAAGCGAAGCUGGAAACCUCUAACAUAAGAUAAACAUUUAGGCCAGAUAUGUGACACAGACUUUUUCGUCAUAACUAUUAACAAAGUAAGAAAUGGCUAUAUCAUUGUUUGACAUUACAAUGGGUGUUUACUGUUUAGAGAGAAUACUUCAACUAGUUAGCGUGGACUAGCAUCUUAACAUCCUAUUACAAUACAGAUAGAGCUCCACUCUACUGUAAUAAUAAAAACGCAGAGGAAAAAAACUGUUUGUUUCACAGUGAUGUAAGCGAACCGGGCCUACAGAUAUGUUGUAAACUCCCACAUUAGCCGAGCACAAAUGUGAAUAGCUGAUAAUGCGUUACACUUUGUAAACAAAAGUCGUGCUCCAUCCUUGAUCAAUACUCCAAAUAAUAAUUCAGACAAGCUGCAUUAAUUGACACAUUUUUUAGACAAUAUUGGACCCACAUCUGAAUAGCAGAACUACAGAAACGUGAGUUAGCCGGUAAGCAGGAGACAUACAGACUAGGGCUUACGUUACACAACAUAACUUACAAAACUACGAAUUUUGAACGAUCGCUAGAAAAUAUAAAAAUCAAUUAUUAAUCAUACUUACAGGUUGAGAUUCAGAGGAGCAAGCUGGUCCAAAUAAGCUGGUUAUUGAUCCAUAUUUUAAGACCAAGCAUUUUGUGAAUCCUGCAUUAAACUCCCCGGGGUUUGAGAAGCAGCCGUCAGUAAAAUGACGGGAACACAAAAGAUUGUACUGCUGUGGUAUUGUUGAAAAAAAUAAUUUUCCCUGGUGUCUGUGCAUGCAAUAAGUGUGUGGGUGAAUUUGCUAAUGUUUCUUUGUGACGUCACAAUGAAACCGCUUGGGAUUCGUUUUACAAACGACUCGUUUAAUUGACUCAGAGAGUCGACUUCUACUUUUGAGAGACAAUAACUUAAUAUACGGUACACUUCCAUAUUUAACAUUUGCAGGAUGUUUUCAUUCACUUAGAUCUGUUACACACUACAUGAAAGUUAAUUUUCAAAAAUCCAUAAUAGGGCACUUUAAUAACAAGCCAAAUGUUCACUAACAUGAAAUCUUUUUUUUAAAAACUUAGCAGACAAAAACUCCAUUAAACUAUGAAAACUCUUGAAAAUUACGUCAUCUAGGACCUUUAGAGUGCAUGCCAUUGUAAAGACUGUAACUCUAUGCCUCACAGACUCAUUUUCAUUUGUGUGCAAUUCAAUAUGGCUUCACCCCUGACAAAAGCCUAUUGUUAAAUGAUAUGAAAUCACAUCCAGCAACUGCGAUAUCUGGCCGUUCAAACUACUGAUAAUCCCGCCAACUCUGUUUACAUUCAAGCAUUCAAGGUGAACGCGCAACACCAUAUAAGGAGAAGAGGGAAAAGCUUAAACUUCAUUGGCCAGUCCGCAAUGCGAAAUUUGAAUAUGCAGAAACUAACGAACAGUUUUCAGUUACCGUUAAUCAGAUAAACAAAACAAGUGUAAAUACAAUAAAUACGCUGAAACAUUGUACGUGGUUGAUAAUUUUCCCCAGGUAUGCUAAUCUCAAAAGAAGUAUGAAUUUACUUGACCUCUCAUUGGCCUCUACUUUUUACCUGAAUACUUUAUUGAUACACCAUGACGUUGCACUGGGUAAUAAAGUUACAGUACGUGUUGAGGCGAACACUGUUGAUCUCACACUAUCGCUGGCAAUCAUGAGACUCACAGUCUGUUUUCUUUCUCUGCUCACUGUAUUCUGCCCUGGAGAGUGUGGGAAUAUUUUAGUUUGGUAUACUGAGGGCAGUCACUGGAUCAAUCUGAAGAUCGUGUUGGAAACAUUGAUUGACAGGGGACACGAUGUCACAGUGCUGGUGCCGGAUGCCUCUCUCUUCAUGAAAGCUAAAGAUUCGGAUCGCUUCGCCUAUCAGCCCUUUAAUGUGUCCAUGGAUGAACAGGAGAUGCGAGACUUCCUUGAUGAAUUUCUGUAUUUCUCGGUGUAUGAGAUGGAUCAGUUAAACAUACUGCAGAUUCAGAAGAAAAUCUACGAGUUUACUUCCACACUUCAGGAUAUGUCUCUGUCAUACUGUGACGGCAUUCUCAAAUCUCCGGAGUUAAUGGACAAAUUGCGGAAUGGAAAGUUUGAUAUUGUUCUGUCAGAUCCGAUCUACCCGUGCAGCGAUAUUGUGGCUGAAGAGCUGGGCAUUCCCUUGGUUUACACGUUCAGAUUCUCCCUUGCUCACGCUGCAGAGCGGAUGUGUGGUCAGAUACCAGCGCCGCCAUCAUAUGUUCCUGGAGCCAUGAGUAAACUCACUGACAAGAUGAGCUUCACAGAACGAAUCUUCAAUAUGCUCUUCUACCUUUCUCAAGAUGCUUUUGCCAUUAUUGCUUGGAAAAAAAUUGACAACUAUUACACUGAAUAUUUUGAUGGCAGUCACUGGAUCAAUCUGAAGAUUGUGUUGGAUACAUUGAUUGACAGGGGACACAAUGUUACAGUGCUGGUGCCUGAUGCCUCUCUCUUCAUGAAAGCUAAAGAUUCGGAUCGCUUCGCCUAUCAGCCCUUUAAUGUGUCCAUGGAUGAACAGGAGAUGCGAGACUUCCUUGAUGAAUUUCUGCAUUUCUCAGUGUAUGAGAUGGAUCAGUUAAACAUACUGCAGAUUCAGAAGAAAAUCUACGAGUUUACUUCCACACUUCAGGCCAUGUUUCUGGCACACUGUGACGGCAUUCUCAAAUCUCCGGAGUUGAUUGACAAAUUGCGGAAUGGAAAGUUUGAUGUUGUUCUGUCAGAUCCGAUCUACCCGUGCAGCGAUAUUGUGGCUGAAGAGCUGGGCAUUCCCUUGGUUUACACGUUCAGAUUCUCCCUUGCUCACGUUACAGAGCGGAUGUGUGGUCAGAUACCAGCGCCGCCAUCAUAUGUUCCUGGAGCCAUGAGUAAACUCACUGACAAGAUGAGCUUCACAGAGCGAAUCUUCAAUAUGUUCUUCUACCUUUCUCAAGAUGCUUUUGCCAUUAUUGCUUGGAAACAAAUUGACAACUAUUACUCUGAAUAUUUUGGACGACCCACUUCCUAUUGUGAGAUGAUGGGUAAAGCUGAUAUCUGGUUAAUCAGAACUUACUGGGAUUUUGAGUUUCCACGGCCAUUCCUGCCCAACUUCAAAUACAUUGGAGGGCUUCACUGCAGCCCUGCCAAGCCAUUACCCAAGGACAUGGAGGAGUUUGUACAGAGCUCAGGGGAUGAUGGGAUUGUGGUCUUCACUCUGGGGUCUUUGAUAGACAAAAUGCCCAAAGAAACAAGCAAUAGGAUCGCCUCUGCACUGGCACAGAUCCCACAAAAGGUCUUGUGGCGAUACAGUGGAGAAAAGCCAGAUACUCUGGGUGAAAACACCAGAAUCUAUAAGUGGAUCCCUCAGAAUGAUUUAUUGGGCCACUCCAAAACCAGAGCAUUUAUCACUCAUGGGGGCACUAAUGGCAUAUAUGAGGCCAUAUAUCAUGGUGUGCCGAUGGUCGGGAUCCCCUUGAUCGGUGACCAGCCAGAUAAUUUGGCUCAUAUGAAGGCCAAAGGGGUUGCAGUCGUCAUGGACAACAUCAAGACCAUGCAGCCGCAAGAGCUGGUGGAUGGACUCAAUGCCGUCAUUAAUGACACCUCGUAUAAAGAGAAUGCAAUGCAUUUGUCCAGGACUCAUCAUGACAGACCAAUAAAGCCUUUGGAUGAGUCUGUGUUCUGGAUUGAGUUUGUCAUGCGCAAUAAAGGUGCGAAACACCUGCGUGUAGAAGCUCACAACCUUCCCUGGUACCAGUACCACUGUCUGGAUGUGUUCGCUUUUCUUUUCACCAUUCUGACUGUAGUCCUCUACGUCUUCUAUAAAUUGUGCAAAUUCUUCAUAAUGCGUUGCUGUUUUAGAUCAAAGAGGAAAAGCAAAAAAGAGUAACAGUUUUUUUGCACUAAACACUGUGUCUUCACCCAGACCAUGGGAUGUCUUUCUUCUCAGAAGAAAAAUAUCCUAUCAACCCAUCAGUUACAUCUCUAACUUCAGCUGUCAAUAGGAUGUUCCUCAUCACUCAACUUUGGAUGGGCUCUCAUUUUACGAUAAUAAGCAUGAAUGCAGUAAUUCUUAAUUAUAAUAAUUCUUAUUUUUCCCCUUUGUUUCUGUAACCUUGUUUUGAUUGAUUUGAGAUUGUAAGCAACUACUCUUACUGUU